Messenger RNA from Aplysia californica (California sea hare), 2540 nucleotides. RefSeq names its product rho-related BTB domain-containing protein 2. Gene Ontology annotation, biological process: small GTPase-mediated signal transduction. NCBI's taxonomy places the organism in Eukaryota, Metazoa, Mollusca, Gastropoda, Aplysiida, Aplysiidae. Gene Ontology annotation, molecular function: GTPase activity; protein binding; GTP binding. The transcript has 10 exons. Bases 285 to 2411 code for a protein of 708 amino acids. The record is from RefSeq and is a predicted model, not a curated record.
UCUCCCUCUCCUUCUCCCCUCCCUCCCCUCCCUCCCCCACCUGUCUCUCUCCUGGGUAGAUUUGUCUAGUGUGACAAGGAAGAUUAGUUUACUUGGCCCUGUGCACGACCUCCCACUUCUUCCACCCCUCCCCUUCCCCUUUUUUUCCAUGGCUCUGUCAAGUAGAGACAAAGAGUGUGCCCAGGAAUGGUACUUCAUGGCAGACAGAGCUGUGGAACUGUGUGAGUAAAUAAACUGCGGUUCAAAUGAUCUAUGAGCGCUGCCCAAUGGGAUGAGCACCAACCAUGGUCAAUCAAAGUCUGACCGGCUUUGAAGAGGUCAUCAAGUGUGUUAUUGUGGGAGAUUCAGGCGUUGGAAAAACAUGUUUGAGUUGUGCGUAUGCCUGCAAUGCUCAAUACAACUUGCAGAAGUUGGUGAAGACUCACCAGGCAACGGUGUGGGCGACUGACCAUUACCAACAUGACAGGGAGAUCUUGGACAGAUCGUGGUGUGAUAUAGAUGGCUGUCAGGUGUCGAUCCGGUUGUGGGACACCUUUGGCUACCAUGACAAGGACAGGAGAUUUGCUUACAGGGGAGCGGAUGUCAUUGUGUUAUGCUUCAGCGUCAUGUCUCCUGUUUCUCUGAAAAACGUGCACCGCAUAUGGCACCCAGAGAUCCGUCGCUUCAGCCCUGGAAUCCCGAUUGUAUUGUGUGGCACACAGGCCGAUCUACGCUACAUGUGCCACGAUGAGAAUUAUCUCAGUAUGGAGAAAGGUUUGCUGUACAGGCAUAUUUCUCCAGAGGACCUCAUCACACCAAGUGUGGGGCGUGAGGUAGCCAGAGACAUUAGCGCCCCCUAUUAUGAGACAAGUGUUUUGACACACUUUGGUGUUCAGGAUGUGUUCAUCAAUGCAGCCAGAGCUGCCCUUUUGGAGCGGCGCAAAAUAAAAUUCUGGAACACACAACUACGCCGCAUACAGCGACCUUUGCUGCAGCCACCCAUGAAGAUGCCGAUUCCCACCGUACCCCGCAUUCAGAUUGCGAAACCCCUGCUCAAGUCUGAUAUUUCUGCUCUGCUCACCAACAAGUCUGAAUGUGAUGUGACGUUCUUAGUCGGUCAUGAAACCAUCGAAGCUCACAGGAUAUGCCUCACCGUGGCCUCCACGUUCUUUCAAGAUCUGUUCUCCCUGGAAUCACUGGCUAAACUGCCAGCAAGACGGAGGAGGAAAAACUCACACUUGCGACGUCAGUUUCCAAAGAGGUUCAGUCAUACAGACAGCGAAUUUUUGCUUGACAGUGAUCAGGAGUCCCUAAGCACUGACACCGAUUACGACUCGAGUGUGCAAGGUUCUGCAGGUGACAGUUACCUUGCCAACAACUCAACCAGUGGCUCUCGUCUAAGGCUUCCCUUGAUUAUUCCUUACGAUCACCGAGCAGUGGAGCUUAUUGAGAUUCGUUAUGAGGAAGACGCUGUAGACCCGAGUCACCGUUGCUUGCAGACGUAUGUGCGGAUGUGUGAAGAAAUCUCCGCUCGAUCCUUCCAUGUGGUUAUUGAGUACCUCUAUACAGGCAGCCUUCGACCAUGUGAGGUGAACCUAGCUCAGGUCCGGAAAACUGCUGAUUUGCUACAGUUGACAGAUUUGGUAGUUGUCAUUGAUAACGUGCUAUCAAGCCAAGACUUCCUCAACAUCGAGAUGGACAAACAGUUUCAUGAGAAGAGAAUCUUCAAACUUCGAGAGCUGGCCUUGCACAAGGAUUUUUUGUCUGAUAUCACUUUUGAAGUGGACAAUGGCUUGGUGUCUGCCCAUAAAGCCCUUCUCAUGGGACGCUGUGAGAUGAUGUACGCCAUGUUCAGCAGUGAUUUUAUUGAGUCGGCGUCUGAUGUUAUCCCGUUCCCGGGCAUCACGGAGGAGACUUUCCAGGCCCUGCAGGAGUACCUGUACACGGGGGAGUCGCCAAACAUGGACAGCGUGGAUUGUCUGGCUCUGAUUGAAGUGGCCAAUCGCCUGUGUCUGCAGCGUUUGGUCAACAUGGUGGAGGCAAGGGUGGUGACUCAGCUGGCAGCGUGUGAAGACACGGGAGAGCUGUUGACAGAUGCCCUCACUCUGAUACAACCUGCUGAACUGUACAAUGCAUCUCAGCUGUCGCACUUCUGCCAGCACAUCCUGUGUGUGAACUUCCAGGAGGUGGUGCAGAAGUAUGCCUCGCUCUUCCAUGCUUUGCCACAGGACAAGCAGGAAGCAAUAGAACAGAAGAGAUGGCCGCCUGUCUGGUACCUGAAGGAGCUAGAGCGCUACGAUCGUUUGACACAAAGCCACUCUCUACAUGGCACACGACACGCUGUGCAGGACUACAACUCCCGCUGCGGCUGUCUCUGCUUCUCUCGACGGCGAAGACACAGACUGAUCGACCCUGUGGAGCUUCCAAUCUGAACCUCAUCAAUGAGUCAUGGCUCUGGUCAACUGUGAAGUAAACUGUAGGAGAGUUACUUCUCCCCUUUGAUGCAUUGAGGCGAGGAGUGUUGCAAACGGGUCUUUUCAUAAAGACGUACAUAAUUUCCA